UAUUAUUAUAUACCGGCGAAAAUGAAUUCGUGUUGGAGUAUUUUCGUUUUUUGUUUAUUUCUUGCACCUACAUCUGGAUAUGUUGACAACCUGUACUGUGGAGAGAAAAAUUGUUACGAAAUUCUUGAUGUUUCAAGGGAGUCAACUAAGGCAAAAAUCACCAAAGCAUACAGAAAAUUGGCGAAAGUAUGGCAUCCAGAUAUGCACAAAACAGAUGAGAAAAAAGAUGAAGCUUCAAAGAAGUUUCAGGAAAUUGCCAAUGCAUACGAAAUACUGACAGGGGAGGACUCCAGAAAUGACUAUGAUUAUAUGUUGGAUCACCCAGAUGAAUUCUACUACAACUACUACCGCUACUACAAGACGCAUACAGCUCCGAAGGUGGAUGUACGCGUUGUGAUAGUAAUCACAAUCACUGUGAUAUCUAUUGUACAGUAUUACGGGGCCUGGGCGAACUACCAGUCUGCCAUCAGCUACCUCUGCAAGGACCAGAAAUACCGUAUCCAAGCGACUAAUAUCGCCAAAGAACGGGGCCUAUUCCCGGUGGCUAAUAAACGAGAUGCCAGAAAAUCUAAGGAGGAGGUCAAGGAAAAGGAAGAGGCAAUCUUAAAGGAAAUAAUAGAAGAAAAUUUAGAUAUACGAGGUGGAUACAGUAAGCCCACAUAUCGGGAUAUACUCUGGGUACAGCUGGUGUUCUUUCCAUAUCAGCUUGUGAUGUACAUCAAGUGGUUCCUGCGGUGGGUCUGGAAGUUCAGCAUUAUGAAACAGGAAUAUGGGCGCGAGGAAAAACUGCAUCUUAUACGAAAAAACCUUAAACUUAAUACAAGUCAGUUUGAUGCUAUAGAAGAACAGGAAAAAGAAGAUUAUUUGAGCAAAGAGCUUUGGAAAAAGACAGAAUUUGAGAAAUGGAAGCAGGCUCAAGAAGAAGAACUCUUGUCCAAGCGAGCUGAGAGUGGGCGCUACAAAAUGAUACGACGUUACAUGAAGAAGGGAGGGCCCGGUCAAAUGACAUUUGGACCAGAAUGAGAUUUGAUUAAGAUUUAAAAUUUGCAUUACCAGAGGGAUUUCAGAGAUGCUUGGUUUCAGUUUUAGUGUAUCGUUUAAUUUCAGUAAUUAGAAUCUUAGAUCAAAGUGGUAGUGGUCGUAAAUGACAAAAUAUAUAUUUUUUGUUAUCUUCCUGGCAUAGGUGGAUUUUUAUGCCCCCGGAUCGAAUGAUCGGGGGUAUAUGGUUUUUGGCCUGUCUGUCUGUCUGUCAUUCUGUCACCAAAACUUUAACCUUACAUUAAAAUUUUGCAAUAACUUUGAAAUAUUGAACAUAGCAACUUGAUAUUUGGCAUGCAUGUGUAUCUCAUGGAGCUGCACAUUUUGAGUGGUGAAAGGUCAAGGUCAAGGUCAUCCUUCAAGGUCAAAGGUAAAAAAACAACAACAAAAAAACUUUUAACCUUACAUUAAAGUUUUGCAAUAACUUUUGAAAUAUUGAACAUAGCAACUUGAUAUUUGGCAUGCAUGUGUAUCUUAUGGAGCUGCACAUUUUGAGUGGUGAAAGGUCAAGGUCAUCCUUCAAGGUCAAAGGUCAACAACAACAAAAAGCGGCCCAUUAGGGGGCAUUGUGUUUCUGACCAACACAUCUCUUGUUUACUUUGUUAUUAUUGUGGCUACAAAUGUAACAGAGCCAAACCCUGACUCAUGUUCCCUAUUGUUUUAUGAACCUAGCAUGGGGUAGAGUCUAUGGAUAUGAUGUUCAAGUAGGCUGGAUUUAUAUAUUCAACUGAUGUUGAUGGGGGAGAUUUUAUUCUUGCUUAAGUGUAAAAACUUCACUUGCAUAAGGUGAUCUUGACAUGCUUAGUUGGAACGAGAAUUUACUCAGAAAUAAUACGACCCUAGUUCCGGGAAACCUGGGCUGAAUGCAUGUGUGUGAAAGGUUUGCCAGAUUAGCCUGUUAGGUCUGCACAUUUUAAACUGAGACAACAUUUUCAGAAUAAACUUGUUUUUCACUCAGAGAUAAUUCCUGUAGUCAAAAUAUUAUAUAAAAGCUGAAAGUGUUUUACCUUACUGUAGUCUGUUUAAGGUUCGCAAGCUUAUCUAGCACAUCUCUUGAUGCUCAUGCCUUAAGCUCAGUUUUCCCAGGAUACACCUCAUACUUUUUGGCAGGUAUACAUACUCCUGUAUUAGCAGCUUCGUGUCUAUCACAUGAAUUAGGCCAACAGUGAGCUGAUGUUUAAAUAUUGUAUUUUCUAAUUUAUUUGAUUUGUCAUGUAUUUAACAUGAAUCUUGUGAUUGAAUUCUGGGUACAAAAAAAAAAUCACCAUUUUAUGGUGUAUGCAAUUGCUGUUGACUGUUGCAGUUUUACAUGUUGUUAUUACUUUAUGUACAUACUUUAAAUUAAAUGAAUAAGAGUAAUGGUU
Messenger RNA from Dreissena polymorpha, 2402 nucleotides. Its product is annotated as dnaJ homolog subfamily C member 25 homolog. Gene Ontology annotation, cellular component: endoplasmic reticulum membrane. Bases 22 to 1023 code for a protein of 333 amino acids. The record is from RefSeq and is a predicted model, not a curated record. The transcript has 11 exons. Gene Ontology annotation, biological process: protein folding. NCBI's taxonomy places the organism in Eukaryota, Metazoa, Mollusca, Bivalvia, Myida, Dreissenidae.